Caenorhabditis auriculariae is the source of this 23918-nucleotide messenger RNA. The record is from the annotation of a GenBank genome assembly. NCBI's taxonomy places the organism in Eukaryota, Metazoa, Nematoda, Chromadorea, Rhabditida, Rhabditidae.
AUGGAACUGAACUGCCGCUCGAAAACUGUAGUGGCACUCAAAUUGACUGCGGUACGCAGAUGGUCAGAAAUCAGUUUUUGUUUUUGAGCAGAACGGCCAAAAAGUCAGUAGGCAAAACUGGUGUGUACUGUCACAAAGAGGCACACAUUAGUUUCUCAAAAAUUUUGGAGUCACUGACACAGAAAAGAAUUGGCAAGACUCAUUCUAAUAUCUUCUAACCGGAUAAGACCUUACGAUAAGGACUCGAAAAUUGGCUUUGAGCUGACCUAGAGAACUACGCGAACUCGCAUCCAAGGACUCGAGUCAAACUUUGGUGAUGGCUUAUAGGCUGGGUAAAAGUACUUUGGAAACAAGAGAGUUUAUAUAACAAACCCUAUAGGCUCUCCGAGAGAAAAGCUUUCUUUGAAAAUGAACAGUCGAAAGUCUGAAAAACUAUCAAAUUUUUGCUCUCAUCCUUCUUUAUGGCUGGAGUAGUGCUUUAUCAUAGCUCGACUGGGUCAUUCAAGGCACUAUUAAAAGUAUUAAAUAAGGUAGCAGUAUUCGCAGUGCCUCCAGGUCUAAUUUUCUACAUUUCUAAUAACUUUUCUCAGUUCCCUAUCGUUUAGCUUGAGAUAUUUCUCCUACUUGUGUUUUCAAGUUAAGUUCCACUAGGUCUGGCAAACCACCAAAGUUUGAAUCUCGAUCCGCGUCCUCGUCAAUUGGAGCGUCGUCGGGAAGAAUCGCCUCAUUUGCUUCCUCUUUCUCUCUUCUCUCGUCAUGCUUUUCUCUUCUCAUUUCUUUGCAUGGGCUCGUCAAAAAAGUGGGCGUGGUGGUUGGUGCGGACGCGAAUCCAGUUGCACUUGCCAAUGCACCGCCUCGAUCAGCAAUAAGCCGCUUGAUCGAAAUAACGUUUCGUUUUACUUUUACUUUUGUUCUAAAUCGUCGCAAUUCCCUGAAAAAUUAAUUAUUUUCAGGCUCACUUGAGUAAAUGGCCAAAUUGGCCUUGGAUUUAUUAUUUUUUCGCCGGUUAGGCACCCUUAUUAAAAUAUUAUUCCCUUUUAAUCGCCGCUCAACGACGACAUGGUUCGCCUUCUUUGUUGUCCUUUUUUGUGGAGCAGGUAAAUUUUGAAUAGAAAAUAAACAAUUAAUAAAAAAUUGACUUACAGACCAAGUGAUGACCUAUCUUGUUGGCAUAAUGCCCAGUUUAUUCUAUGUAGCCUUGGGUAAUAAAGAUGAAACCAGCUUUAAGUUUUUAUGCGCCAAAGGAUCGCUGAUCAUCAUCGGCAAAGCUUUUGUGAGUCUAAUAGCUCAAAUUUUUUAUAUAAGAUGUUUUUCAGUCCUUAGCCCUUGUUAAAUUCAUGACGUCGUUUUUGUCGAUAAAAUGUCGUGAAUUGUGCAAUUUGACACUCCAUCGGCUGUAUUUCAAGCGCCAAGCGUUUUUCAAGCUCAGUUCUUCAUCCAAUGCCUACGAUAACCCGUAAGAAAAAAAAUUAUCGAAAAAAGAAUUGAAUUUUUCUUGUAGAGACCAACGGAUGACUCAGGACAUUGAAAAAACGACGCGAUUGCUUUCUUGCGAUCUUUUGGCCCCUGUUUUGACGGCACCUUUUAUCAUUGGUUAUUACUCCUAUUUAACGUAUGAUGGGUGAGUUUUCCUUGAUUUUUCGUUAAUUUAAUUUUUGUUAUGAUUUCAGUUCCGGCUGGUUCGGGAUCGCGUCAAUCUUCGUAUAUUUCAUAAUUCAAACGGUUGCCAACAAAUUCAUGCUCUCGCCGAUGGUCAGCCUUGUUUCGGAACAGGAGAAAAAAGAAGGCGAUUUUAGGUUGAUUUUUAAUUCAAAAAUAAAUCAAAAAUAUAAAUUUUCAGGCAAAGACACAUGGAAGUUCGUUCAAAUAUCGAGGCGAUCGCUUUUACCGAGCCGGAGUUUUGGAAAAAACGUCAUGGCCAAUCAGAAGCUCAAAAUCAUUAAUUGGAGUUCAGGUUAGAAGUAAUGUAGAAAAUUGGUUAAUAUUCAUGAAAUCUAGUUUGAACGAGUGAAUUCUGAUCAUUUUCUUUUUGUAUUUCCCUCGAAGUUUGUUAAUCUCAUUUUAGACUCUUUUUAUUUGCAUUUUUCUCAGCCUGUAUGCCAUAAUAUAUAUAUUUUUGAUUUUCUGUCUAAUUUUCAUGGGAUUUUCGUCGAAAAGCUCUCUUCUAGUGAUGAUAUUUUUUUCGCAACACGUUGAAUUACUUGUAUUUCUCAAAGUUUGCUUCCUUUGCAGCUUUUUCAUACUUUUUCUCGAAAACUUAAACUAUUUAGAAACUUCAGAAGGUUCAAAAACUUCGAAUUUUUAUCAGUUUUUCAUGAAAUUCCGUUUUUAAAGAUGUUUUUCGAGGUUAUAUUACAAGUUUUUCAGGUUAUGAACUUUUUGUAGCAAUUUCGGAUAGAUGAACAAAAAAAUUUCAUUUUCCAAAUUUUUUUCAAUGAGAGUCCGACCUUUAUUUUUCAGUUUUAAUACCAAUUUUUCCGCUUCGAAGUUUAUCACACUGUUAUUUUGUUCUAAAUUUAUCAUUUUUCGAGUUUUUUGUGUACUAGCCGGAACUUGUUAGCAUUUGAAACAGAACCUUUGCCAAACAAACGUUUUUUUCAAUUUCUACCACGUUUUUUCGAGCCAAAAUCAACAAAAAAAUGUUUGCAGAAGAAGCUGACUGAAUGGCGGUUCGCCCUCGGGUUCAUGACCAAUAUUUUCGAUUACUUUGGCGGGAUUUUAUCCUACUUGAUCAUUGGAAUCCCCGUUUUCAUCACUCAUCAAUACGAUCACAUGUCCGGUCCGGAGCUCAAUGGUGUCGUUUCAAGGGUUAGUUUUUUAAAAGUUUUUCGAUGCUCCUCUCCUCAUCAUGACUUUUAUAUUCAAAAAGGCUGGAAAUAUAUGUAAUCUGAAAAAGAAACAAUUUUUCAGUGUUAGAGUUGUUUCUAGAUCUUUUUGUGGUUCUUUCAUCGGUUUUUUUGUGAAUCUCUUCCCAAAAGGAGCUUUUUGUUUGAAUUUUACAGCCUUUUUGAAUGGAUCCUUCUAAAAUUAGGGUUUUGGGUUCACUUUUACUUGGAAUUUCGAUUUUGAAGCUGGUGAUAAUUUUUUUAAAAAUCGUUUUUUCGUAUUUCUAACAUUGAACCUUAUGAGUUACAAAUUUUUCGCUGUUUCGAGGAACUGAACAACAUUUUUUUAUUUUUAUAAUGAUUUUUCGUUUUUUUCAGAUUUUUCAAGGUAUUUGGUGAUAUUCAAGAUGAAUAUAAAACGUUUUGGAAAAGAUUUUUUUGUGAAUUUAUUUGAAAAAUUCAACCGUUUUGUAACUGCUUUAACUAAGUUUUUACUUUUUUAAGUUUUAAUCGAUAAGCUUUGAAUCAACAGAAUCGAUAGAAGAAAUGAGCGAUCUCUGGUAACCGUAACCCUUUUUUUUCUCGAUUUGUCUGGACUUUAUCAUAUUUCUUCUCCUUUUUCUUCUCCAAGAACUCAAAGAACGCCGAUCGCGUGUCUUUUCCCACAUGGAAACUUUUCUUCGCUUCUUAUCUUUUUCUGUGAAAAAGAAGAAUUGCAACAUUUUUUGGUUUGAUGACGAUGAGGGUUAUGGAAAGGAUCGACGUAGUAAUUCGAGAAGGGAAAGCACGCUCUAUAGAGAAAAUUUAAAAAUUUGGCUUUUAAUUUUUCAAAUAACUCGAUUACAAGUUAUCACCAUUUUUUACACGUCUUUUUAGGAAAUCCAUAACUAGGUCCCGAGUAGAGCAAAAGAAUAAUGAAGAAAGUCGGACUUUGAUCAUUUUUUAUCAGUUUUUCACUGCCAAAAUCGACUUUUUUUUUUCUAUAUUUCCAUAGCUCAAACUGAAAUAUUAGUACACUUGGCCGCCCUUGAAGUGUAGGUGUAGUUCUCCCUUUCGGCGGGAAUUUACGCUGUUGUAUAGUGAGAAAGAAGAAAGAAGAAUGGACGAAGGAAAUCGCAUUGUUUUGCUCCGCGUAGCCGCAAAGUUUUGACCACCGCUGCAGCGCUUUUUCUUCUUGAUAUCGAGUGUUUUUCUCGUUUUGAAUGACGGGAAAAGGCAAAAUAAGCACUUUUGGUUGUGGUUUCGAUAGUUUUGAGGCAUUGAAAGAAAUAAUCGUCGGUCAUUUUUCGGAGAUUAAUAAUUCGGAGUAUUUUUUGAAGUCCUGUUCAUAAGAUGUGAUAGGAAAAGGCUAAUUGAUGGUUUGAGGCGUGAGAAAAGAUAGCCGUCCGACUUUUGCGCCCUAUCGAUAGUUUUAAAGAUUUUUUCGAUAGCGGUCUUCACUGGUUUGCAAUUUGCUGUGAAUUUUCGGGUCUUUCAAGCUUUCAGAUCAAAAAUUGAAUUACUUUAUGAAAAAAUCCCUCAUUUAUCUUCCGACUCACUGCCAACGGAGAAAUAAGAACCUUAUAAUUUUUUUUCUCGGAAGAAAUAUGACUAAAGUAUAUAUAUUUAGUCGGUAAUUGUGAGCUUGUACCUCACCACACAAAUUGCCUUCGUCAAGGCUUAUUUAUAAUAAACAUAGCCGGAGAUUCUCUUCUCAUGUUGCUCCGUAGUAUAAACAUGUUCUAUUUUCAGGCCAGAACCAAGAAGAUGAUUUUUGGGAAAUUUAGGGAAAGGAUUGACUGAAAAAUAUAUUUUUUAUUGCGUAAAAAUGGGUUAAAAUAAAGAACAUUCGAUUUUUUUGAAAAAUUUUUUUUGUGAACAGUUUUGAUAAAUUUCUAUGAGAAUGAGUCAGAAAAUCCGAAUUCCAUUUUUCCGCCCCAAAGUGGACCUCGAAAGUUGCCUUCAAAUUCUGCAAAAGAAGAUUGUUUUGUAACCCAGGAAGUUGGACCUCGUGGCUAUUCUCAUUGAAAAUUCCAAUCCAAAAAAACUCUCGUGAUCGCUGAGGUGAAAAUAAGUAUUUUAGGAGAGUUGGGAGUAGAAUUUUUCAGAAGGUCCGUGAGAAUCUGAUGAAUUUCGAGUUUUGAGAAGUUUUUGGGAUAUUCAACUAUAUAUUUUCGCCUUUUACCCUAAUAUGAGAUAGUAAUGAGCAAAGUAGAAAGUGAAAAAUGGAAUUUCAGUGAAGAAAGAAAUAUGUAAAUUUUAAAUUUUUAACAUCUGCAGAAAAAUUUUUAAAAAUUUGGGUUUUUUUCGGUUUCGUGGGUCAUAUCUGAACGAAACGCGAUAUCAAACUUCCUGGUUUUUCAUUGCUUCCUUUUCCUAUUUUAAUUAAACAACGAAAAAAAGAAGGAAUUCUUCCGUCUUUCUGCAAACGAAUGAACAAUUAUGAUGGUUGCAUUCAUCAAUGAGGCCUGAACAAAUAUUCAAUUCGCUUCUCUUGCAAGUGUUGUACUGAAGAAACAUGAAUCAAAGCCGAAAAUUUUGGCUUCUUCCAAGAAAUUCGGGAUUUCGGUUCUCGGUUUUUGGAUGCUCAAGCGACACGCAAUCCUUGUAGAAGAUUUGGGAGUGAGAUUAGAAAAUUCGUAGUAGUUGCAACGGGAAAUUUUGGGGUUUCGGAAGGGCUUGGCGAAAGUUUGGGGAUUUCGAAAAAACCUUAUUGAGGGAUUAAUGCUGAUCUCGGUCGCAUUUGGAAUGACUCGAGCUUCGCGGUUGUGUUUAGAAAGUGCUCUAUUGCUUGAGAAGGCUCUCCCGCAAGCCGUCAGGUAUUUUAAAGAAAAACCGCUGCGCAGCCGCAACGCGUCAGUACAGUUUUAUUUGAGAGAAGAUGUUUUGAAAAUUGAGUCAUAAACUGGUAAAUUCUGUUGGAAAAUAAGACUAGGAUAUUAAAAAAAGAUCCAAAAGAUAAGGAGUCCACUAAAAGUGUUUUUCUUAUGUUUUGUCCGAUAUCAGUGUUCCAUCUGUCGUUGAGAGAUUCGAACAGAACACACGUCCGUAUGGGAGUGUGGACAUUUGAACAAAUAGAAAGAGUUGCGUGGGUCUCUCUCCUCGGAGCCGUAAAGGUUUGCAGAAAACGGGGUCCGUUUCCACCGUUUAUGGGUUUAUCCUGCGAGUGUUUGCCUAUUUGCCUUGCCUCUGCAUCACUGAAUCUGUGACUGACCAAGUGAAAACAUUCGUCGGCAAAGGUGGACCUUUGGGAGGGUCAAAGUUGAGGUCUUUAAAGGAGAUGAUUGUAAUUCAAUCAGGAGAUGGUUGAAUGGAAAGAAAGGACGUCGUAUAGUUUGAUUACUUUUAGUGAUCACUUUAGCGGCUUCAGAACUCUUAAAGGAUCACUAGAAGAGUUCAGAAAUUUCCGAAACGCGUCCAGUUUGCGUUACCAAUGUCCGAGUCUUUCUUGAAUUUUUCCCGUUUCAUACUUUUUCUUUUGGUCUCAGAAUAUUUUCCAUUAUUUUUAUUACGAUAAGGCUGGGAAAUAUGGGCCUAAGCUCUAAGCAAAAUUUUCUCAUAAAUGACUUAUUUCGGUCCUAUCCCUCAAAAUAAGAGUCUUACUCACAAAGAACACUUUUAAGUCAGAACAACCGGAACAUUCAAGAACCGUAAACUUCCAUUUAAGGGGAGUAUUUCUAAGAUGAGAUGACUGGCCCGGCCGUAGAACAUCUGUCUGUCCUUUUGGCCUUGGAUUUUUCUUUCUUUCACGCCUUCGAUUGAUGUAUGAAGUGGCGUUCGAUGGGGUAAUUAAGAGAUUUUGGGGAUUUCGAGGCUUCGUUUCACUCUGAGAAAAAGAAAAUGAGGGUCUUCUUUAUGGAUUCUACUAUAACUUUUUGAUUCACUUUUUCACUUUUUUUCUGACAAAAGAGAAUAAUAGAGACAACUGUUUGGUUUGACUGAAAUUUGAUCCCCAUGGGAAAGACAGCUCAUCCAAUUUUUUUCUAUGUUUAUAGGAAAAAUGCCAUCGGGCAUGUUGGAAAAAGGUUCCAAAUAAACAUUUUGAAUUGGUUUGGGUAAAAAAGGGGGAAACCCUGGGAAAAAUUUGGCUCAAAAAGAGAUCGAAAAUCGUUUUUUCAAGAUUUUUCUGAAAUUGAUAACGGGAAAAGGAGGAAAGAUUCUAUUUGGCUGAAAAAAUUUCUUUUUUGUUUGGAAAUUUAAGAAAUAGAACGUUUCAAUUGGCUGCUUUUUGUUAUUCAAUGUGCAAGAAAGUUUAUUUACUCUGAAAAGUUCAAAUAUCACAGGGUGCUGAAAGUCUGUCUCUGCUCCAAAAAACAAAGAUAUUAUUUCUAUCAAGCAAGUUUUUUUUCCGAUUUUUACUGAGAAAAACGUAAUCUUAUCAUCAAGUUUCAAGUCCUAAAUCUUUCAAAAGAUCGAAAAUUCUUGGCCAUACUGUUUUUUCGCGAAGUUUUCUGCAAGAACACGGCCUUUUUUCUCGAAAUUUAAUGCCCUCGAGGGAGAUUUUCUCUGAAGAAGAAUCGUCAACAAUGAACUUGUGAGCAGCCUCUUCUCCAAUGGAAAAAAGACUUUCUCUGAUUGGAUGCGGCCAAAUCUCUUCUCCUUUUUUCACCCCGGGAUCCUUUCUUUUGAAUUAAAAGAAGGAAAGAAGUCAAAUGCCAAGGAUAAUCUCAUUUGAAGAGACUAAUAAGAGCCGUUUGGUCGGGUCGGAUAUGCGAUUGACACUGAUGAAUGGCGGGGGCCAUUGGACAAUAGCGGGAAGGAAAUGUGUGUCACAGGAAAUGUUCGCUUUUUGCCAUUAUAUUGGGGGUUUUUUGCACGGGAACGGUGUGGAGUUUGAUUUCUUCGAAACUAGUGGCGUGUUCAUCGGAGAAACGGAGCAUGCUUCAAAACGAAAAAUCGUCGGCGCGCCAAAGUUGCUUCAAAUAGUACUAAUUUUUUUGUUUUCAAGCAAUUUUUUUGCGUUUCGAAGCAAUUUAUGUUUUUUUCUUCAAACGAAAUUUUUUUACGAUUUUUGAUUUUUCUCGAAAUUCUGUCGGACAAUUUUUCUGGCAAAAAAAUUGAAGAUGAACAAAAUGAUUUCAAGCUUUUUGUUUUUUUCAACGUUAUUAAAUUAAUUUACAUAAAAAAAUAAUGAAAAAUUGGCGCAUUUUAAUUAUAUUACACGAAAGAAUAUAUUUUUCUGUUCAAAGCUCCCUGGAGCAAUUUUUCGAAUUAACUGAAGGAUACCGAGCUAUUUUUCGAAGCUCAGAAGUUGAAGUAAAAUGAAUUUUAUUCAAGGUGUGUUCUAUUCAUUUCUCGACUACCUGAAAAUUUUCUCAUUUCGAUAUUUUUUUUCUAGUGACCACAAUGACUCAGCAACACCCUUGGUCUUUUAGAAAACAUCACAAAUAAUGGAAACCUGAAAAAGUUUGACGAUUUGAACGACAGCUGCUCUACAUUUUUCUUUUUCGAAGUCCCAUGUCGUUGUAGAACACGAAAAAAAGAACUACAAAAGGACGGGGACCAUUAAAUACGGGGCUCUCUGGCUUUGGCGCACGCCGUAAAAGUGAAUAAUGUGGAGGACAGCUGUGGAACGGCCUCUUUCUCUAUAUGGGGUCCUUGAAUCUCGUAAAUUUCUAGAUAGGACAUAUGGGACGUCUGUUCUGACAGGAGACAGAAUUACAGGGGGUUUUCAAGAAAGUAUCUGAGAAAAAACGGGACAAAUUGACUGAAUCGCAUGAAAUCAGCUUCCUGGUUUUAAAAAAAUAAACAAUUUAAAUUAAAUUUAUUAUUUUUUGGGGAUUUUUUUAAGAAGUGGCUGAUUUCGAUCGGAAUAGAAAAAUUAAGCUUUAAAAAUGGAAAAUUGGGUUUUUCAAAGACGUCAGCUAUCAGAGAAUACCUCUCAUUAUCGGUAGGAUAUCAAUUUUUUUACAGAACUUAUCAUUUUUUUGUUUCAAUUGAAAUUUUUUUGAUUGAACAAAUAAAUAUAAAUGCUUUUUUUCACAGGAUUUAUUUAUGCGAAAAGCAAAAAUCUGAGAAUCGAACACUUUUGAAAGAUAUUAUAUAUUUUUUUCAUAAUAGUCGCAAAAAUAAUAAAUCUCAUCGAUAGAAAUUGUUUUUUUCACAAUACAGUUUCCUCCAAGAAAGCUUCAUAGUUGUCCUCAAUUCCAUUCUAAUAAAUUUUUUCUUUGCGCUGAUAAUGCUUCAUAUUCAUUCGAAAUUCAGGUCUUCAAGUUCUCAGGAUGAAUUAUUUAUUUAUUUUUCUGAAAUGAUUCCUUGGUCUCUUCUCUUCUUGAAAAAUACGUGACCGAUUCGCCUAUGCGGCAGUAGUGCUUAUUGGAUUAUACACACUGACGAGGGGUCUUUCGCAUUUGCAUCCAAUCUCCCCGACUAAUUGCGAUAUGCGAAAAAGGAGCUUCUUGAUUUUAUUUCUGGGAUUAGGAGGGGUUUUCUCCGAAAAAUAAGAAGAUUAUUUUGGAAAUUGAGCGGAAAAUAGUUGGUUUUUUCGAUUUUGAGAAUGAUUUGAGUGAGGAGAAAUGAUCUUCCUGAUUUUAUUUUUAAGGAAUUGAAAGGGUUUCUCACAAAAAAAGAUGAGAUGUUGAAGGAGGGAAAAGAUCAAUUUGUUCAGAGUAAAGGAAGGCUCAUGAUUUUGAAAUAAUGUUUCUCAUGAACAGUUUAAAUUGAUGAAAAUCUAAUUUCAAAAUUCAAUUUUUUAGAACUCGUUCUACUACCUGUACCUGAUCUACAGCUUCUCGACUGUUUUAAAGCUCGCCGAGAACUUUGGAGAACUGGCCGGCGUCACGCAUCGGUUAGUUCUCAUGGAUUAAAGUUCGAAACGUCAAUUAUAAUCCCAUUUUUUUUUUAAAAAAAUCGAAUUUCAGUGUGAUUGAACUGUACGAAGAGCUGCAACGUCUCCAUUCGGACUGUUUGGAGACUGAUCGACCUCCUUCCACAGUCCCUUCUUCUGUCGUCGUCAUCGCCUCGGACGACGAGGACAAGGCUUCCAGAACGGUCAGGAGAACUUGAAAGGGAAAACAGUUUCCGAUUCACGGCUAGCAUGAAAGUCCAAAAAGACGUAGUCUGUCUGCGCUCUCCACUGUUCAGGCACUGUCUCUUUUAUCCAGUCAGGACCCUUUAUUCGAUGGCUUAAGCCAGUCGUGAAUCAGCUGUACUAUAAUAAUCUAGUGGAGCCAUUUUUUCGUAUUCUGCCGCAUUGGAACACUAGAGAAAUAUCUCCCUUUUAAAUCAUGUUUUGAGAUUUUCAAUGACAUUUUCGUCGAAAUUCUCUAAUCACUUAAUAGUAGCCGGAAGUAUAAUAUACCUUUUUUCGAAGACCUUAUCCUCAAAAUUUCAAUUCCAUUAUCAUCAAAUUUCAAUACAUUUGGCUCAUUUAUGAUCUUUUUUUUCAUAGGAAAAACGUAGGAGUGGUUAUUUUUACACCAUUACAACAGUUUGAAUCGUAUAAAACGAAAAAAGAUUUGGAUGAAAGAUACGGUUCUCAAAAUAAAUGAGUAAUGUUAGGAUUGAAACUGUUUGUUUUUGCUGUUUUUUCCUAGAUCUUUACCAGUUUCGAUAGGAAUUUUUUGAGGUACGCUAGAUCUUGUUGCUAGGGAGAACUUAGAGCGGUAUGUUUUAGGGGGGAAGAAUUCUGGAAAAAAGGUUUGCUAAUACGACACUCAAAGUUAUAUAAUAUCCACAAAAGGAAAAAUGAUCUUUAGUUGAGAACUGUUUAUUUUUUUUCAUGAAGGAUCUGUUGUGCGAAAGAGCAGAAAUUUUAGAAAGAGAGGCUAUAGAGAUAUUAUUUUGAUGUAAAUCUUAUUGAUUCGAUAAUUUUCAGGUCGAAGAGAUCCAUGGAAAGCAGUUGUCACUCGAACGUGACGAACAGGAAGAAGAAGAAGCUCAAUAUUUGUUGGGAGGCCGAAAUUCGGACGAAGAAUGGCCGGAUGACGGCGUCGCCUUGACCAUCGAUUCGGCCAGUUUGGCGCCACCUAAUGAGACCCCCAAUAUUAUCGUUCAAUGUGAGGAAUUAUCUGAGAAAUGACCUAUAAUAUAACAGUAAAAGUCUAGAAAAUGAUAGAAUAUUCUAGAAGAAGAUCAAUAGAAGCGUGAUCUUACUUCUUUAUUUUCAGUACUUUCCCUGCAACUGAUCCAAGGCCAGAGCUUGUUGAUCACUGGAGAAAGUGGAUGUGGAAAAACGUCGUUGUUCCGAAUGUUCGCUGGCCUUUUGGCACUGCACCGCUGGUAAUAUUUUUUUGAACAAUAGUCAUUUUUCAGUUAUCACACAUUUAAAUUAUUGGAGCAUGAUGUUAUUUCUAUAGAAUUUUUUUUUCUUUUUUUCGUUUUUGAGCUUUUAAAAAAAAGUGUUAUUUAUCUUCUUAGGGCUGUUGAGUAGUCAUUAUUUGUUUAAUUUCUAUAGAAGAAUGAGCAAAAAGGUCUUUGAAAGCCGUAAGAAACAAAUUUUCGUUUUAUGAACUCGCAAAGGGAAUUUCUGUCUUCUAAAGCCAAGGUUUUUAAAUAUGAACAGAGGGUUUUAGAAACAUUUUCUCUCCUUAUAUGUUGAAUAUGUUAUAAGAGUUUUUUCGUGAAAAAGUUGGUUUCAAAUUAUUCAAAAACAUUUGUAAAUAGUAAAAUAUUUACCAGAGUGGAGAGAUUUCAAGCAAAUCACAUGGUUUUUACAGGAAAAGUCGAUUGUCAUUGGCGCCGACGGACCCAAAACUUGCUGUUCCUGCCCCAGAAGCCUUACUUUCCUUCGGGGGGCGUCACUUUGCGACAGCAAAUCGUCUAUCCCAUCAAAGCUCUGGCCGUUGAGAAAGGUUCAGAAAUUUCAAUUGCUUUCCUGAAAAAUCGGCAAUUUACAUUAAGUUUGAAUGUUUACACGGGAAGUUCAAAAGGUGGAGGUAUCAAAAUUUGAAGAAACUGUGUAUUUAGGUACUUUCGGACAUGCUGAAUUCAAAGAAGUUGAAAAAAGUUUACCAUUUGGUUCCAGUCGAGUUAUCGCGGCUAGAUGAUUUUUGAAGAUUGUCGUUUAAAAAUAAAUUUAAUAUAACCUCAAAAAAAUUUGUGAGUAAGCGUUUUUCCAGACGUUGCUCGGUUGGCAUCGAUUCUGGGAAUUGUCCGCCUUGAGUAUUUGAUCGACCGAUGUGGAGGCUUUGAUAAUCCGGUCGAUUGGGAUUGGUAUGUUUUCUAUUCCAAUUGUUUGCACCUUUCAAAGUAACAUCUUCACUUCCACCACCUUUUUGUUCAUUGUUUUCACGUUUAUAACACGAUGUAAAAAUUUUAAAACGCGCUCAAAAUCUUCACGGGAAUAGUAAGAUAAGAUUUCAUGUUCUUUGACUAUCCCUUCCAAGUCUUACCCAAUUUCCAGGAUGAAGCAACUCUCGCCGGGAGAACUGCAACGGUUAUCCUUGGCGCGCGUUUUCUACACCCAUCCUCGGAUCGUUUUCCUCGAUGAAUCGACCAGCGCCAUGGGCUUCGACAUGGAAAUGCACAUCUACAAGAAACUCCAAGAGGUUUCCCUGCCUGUUUCUAUCCAAAAUAAUAACUUGCCGUUCAGGAGAAAAUUACAUUUGUUUCCAUCGGACACCGGUACUCGUUGAAACAGUUCCACGACAUGGAACUCCGAUUGAAGGUAGCUUUUUUUCGAAAAUUUUGUCCUGAGCAGAUAUUUUUCAUGUUAAUGUGUAUCAAUCUAUUUUUUUAAAUCUGUGGUCGGAGGGCAACUUACUUUUUUUAGGUAGAAAAUAAUUUUUAAAAGACAGUAAAGUUCGAAUUUUGAGCUAAAAAUUGCAAUUUCACAUUUUCAAACAGUUUUCAGUUGUUUCAAUAUGGAAAAUGAGAUAUUCGAGACUUUUGAAACACUUGAGGAACUUGUGGUCUCCAGAUGAAGUUGAGAUUUUUUUCGAAGAACUGAGAAACUGAAAAAAUCACUUAACAAUUAAAAAAAAAUCUUGGACUUUUUAGUUACUUACGUUUCAAGUUCACCAUAGCGAAUGUCAUACUUCCUUGAAAAAAUUAAUUCAACAGGUCUUUUUCAUUAUUCGCGCCUGUUUUUUUCGUUUUUUUUUCUAGCAAAAAUAUGAAGUUCCUUAAGAAUACAGGUCUUGAAGAGAAGCGCGCAAAAUACUCUGUAUACUGUAGUUUUUCUUGCCCUUCUUUUCCGUUCGAAAAAGUGACAAGCUCUCACUGUAUACUAUCGAGGAAGGCAGGGCUUUUUCAAUUCGGUUCGAUUUCCAGGGACGCGGUGGCGAAUGGACGUUGCACGACAUCGACAGCGCUUCGAUCGCCAGCCGAACCGCCAGUUUCCUUGGCACCGAUACCGUUCUUUCCAUGUAAAACUUCACAAAAUGCCAUGGGCUUUGAGCAAUCUCUUGAUUGAUCUUCUACAGUUUUCGUAUUUUCAAUCAAAACUAUGGGUUUUUUUUCCUUCAAUUAUGUUUAAAUUUAAACCCCCCACUCUGUAUUUUUUUUGACCCCUCACACCGUGAUUCGGGUUACUGCGAGCUCUAAUUGAUCUGUCCUCAAUCACAAACAACAAUUCUCCGAUUUCAGUUCAUAGAAUUUUCAUUUCUUGCCUUCAUUUUCUUGUGAAAUUCUCAUCUCACCUUCCUGUCUUAUGUUACGAAUCCUCGGGAAAUUUGAAUUGCCAAAAAUUGGUCCUAAUAAUUGCUUUAUUCAGUUUCUUUAAUUAUUUAUCAUGUUUGCCAACGUUUUCUCCUUUGAGAGUUUUUUGUAUACUGGUAUUUGAUUCAUCGAUUGUAUAUUUUUCUUUCUUUUUUUGUUGUUAAUAAACUUCCUCUUUUUUUAUUUUGAUGAGGACGUAAGGUGCGUGAAAGAAAUGGUCAUUUUGUACUGGCUGACUUCCGAUAUCUGUUUAGAUUCGAUGACAGAUCAUUCACACAAGGUUUACAAAAAAAAAAAUUACAAAAUUACAAAACAAUAAAAAUGGUGUAACCUCAUGCGCGCCUUCGCGUGUGCAUUGGCAUAAGUUGCGUGAAAGGCUGAUGAAAUUUUUUCAAUUUUUUCAAUUUUACUUUUUUUUUUCGGCUGUUUUUAAAAAUGAAUUUGAUAUUUCAAUCUUCAAAUGGAUAGAAAAUUCAUAUAUCAAAUCCUUCUCUCUUUUAACGGUAUUAAUACUUUUAUUCUGGGGAGUUCGAACUAAAAAAUAAGUCUAUUUUUAUCAUAAUUUUUUUUAAAAGUCAAAAUUUGAUUUUUACUUGAUUUAAAAGUUAUUGAAGGUUCUUUACUUUAUUCUGUACGUCUUAUAGCUUCUUAAGUUAGCAAAAACUUGGUGUAUUUUUUUUCUCUUUUUCGAUCCGCUCAUUUUUUAUUUGGAAGUUAUCAAACUUAGUUCAGGAUGUGGCCAGCGUCACUCCAUUCGAACGAGGAGUUCAUUUCAGCGCCGGCGUUGUUUCUGGUUCGUUUUUAAUAUAUAUUUUGUUCAUGAAAUCCUUGCUGGAGUGUUUAAAGGCGCAUAAGUCUUGAAUGACUCGAAAUUUGUUGAAAACUGUUUUUCGCCUCGAAAUCUUGCUUGAAUUGGUCUCUGUUCCCUUGAACGCCCCAGCAAGGUCUUCUCGAACAAAAUAUAACCUAAAAGUAAGACCAAAGACUGUUUCUGAAGUCGAGACAUUUCUUGUCGAAGAUACCUUUUUUGUGUUAUAAAUCUCUGGCCCCUCUGCAGAAUCACAUAGAAAAAGUCACGUAGGCGUCGAAAUGUUGCGAUUUCGCCUGUGUGUGAUGUCAAGUGAUAGGGUGGCUGGUUGAGGCGAUUUUUUAUCGCUUUUUGCGGAAGUCGCAGAAAUCGUUCGACGAAUCAGCGUGAAAGUUUAGUGAUUGCGCGCUUCGUCAUUGUGUUUUUGUUUUGAUUUUUAUCAUUCACGAAAUUGAAUUUUUCAAGUGAAAUGAGGAAAAGCCAAAGUUCAAUUAUGCAAUGUCGCUGAGGAAAAAGUAGAAAGUUUAUUCAAAUAAUUAGAUAAAUUAAAAAAACUGGGGUUCAGGUUUAGGUUUAUUUUUUUGAAUUAGUUUUUCAAUUUUUUUCAAUUUUUUUAAUUAUGAAGAUUUUAUUAAAUAUUGCUUUUUCAGUUUUUAUUUCGUUCUACCUGAUCAAAGUAUUUUUUUAAUAUCGAUAACUAAUUAUAGGAUAUUCUUUAUAGUUUCUUUCACGACCCUUUUUUUAAUUAUUAGAACAUAAAAAAACAAGGAGAAAACCAGAUUUUUCCUUGUUUUGAUAUAACACAUAGGGCAGGAGUACUUGAUAGAAUCAAGGUGUAUUUGAAAAAAAUUUGGAUUUUUGAAACUUCGACCUACUUUUUGAAAUGAUAAAUACAGACUAUCUAAUAGCAGCUUUUUUUCGAAUUCACUCCACUUGAGACUUGAAUUAUUCAAAGAUUAAAAUUUUUUUGGAUAAUUUUUUGGCUUUUUCACAUUUUUUUUUUUCAUAGAAAAUCAAUGGAAAACUACAAAUGGAAGUUUUUCUUCAAGUUUUGUUUUUGAAGGAAGAUUGUGAAUGUUACAGAGAAAAAAGGGAAGGAAUGUAAAUCUUUUUCGGUCUCGAUAGAAGGAAGAGAAUCGCAUAGAAAGCGGUAAAAUUUCUCUUCAAGUCGAUCAUAAACAGUGGGAUCUUUGGUUGGAUGAUUCUUGGAGAAAUAUUUGUUUCCAAAUUUGAGUUUUGACAACGUCUUUAAAUGUUUUUUAAAACCGACCCUUGAUUAAUUGGGCCUGUAUAGCUUGAAGAAGUAUGAUUCAUGGAUCGGAAUGAUUAUUGAAUAAUUUCCACAAUCAAGAAUCGAGAUAAUCUGUCACAUGUCGGAAAAAUGGGAACAUGUUUUUGCAAGACGUUCUCGAACAUCGUGACCUUUGGCGCUUGGAAGUCUUCCUACAGAAAAGGAGAAAAGCGGUCGAUCAGGCAGUGUUAAAACAUUGAUCAACUCAGUGAAUCAAAAAUUUCAAGCAAAAAUAUUUUGUUCUAUAAUAACUAAUUUGACUUGGAAAAUUCUCCAAAGUUUGGGAUUUUUUUCGUAAAUUGGUCCUCAUACUUCUUGUCGAAAAAUAUUCUUUUAAAUUUCUUUUCUUCUCCUAUACUUUUUCACUUCUUUUUAUUGGCAACGGCGAAAGUUUUUCUGGUUUCAUUUUUUUACAUGAAUAAUGUUAAUUUGAACACUUUGAUGACACGGUUUUUUUUUUCAUGGCUUGAAAAAAAUAGCUCUUCGCGUUGAAAAAUCUUAGAAAACUUUUUUUCAUGCUUCAUUGAACGACAAAAAAAGCUCCUUGUAGUCUUUUUCUAGACUAGUAGUCUAAUUUUUUUCUGUCUCUAGUACCAAAAAUAUACCGAGAAUAAGCCAAGACUAAAAACCGUACAAAAAUGGUUUUUUCCGAGAUUUUUUUUCAAAGCCCAAUUUCAUUUUCUGUCCCUGUGAUAACUACCUCAUUAAAAUGUGAUAUUUAUACAGUUGUAGUUGGUAUGGGCACCGUCGACGAAGAAGGAUCCUCAGUUGUUGAGGAGAUUCCAAAUGCCGUUGUGCUUCCAAACGAUAACGUCGAUGAGAAAUCAUCCGGUGUCGUGGAGGAGACGUCGAAUGGCGUCGAAGUUUCUAGAAUCGAAAAAAAUGUUAAUUUUUUUAAGUAAAAUAAUAUGAUGUAUCUAAUUUUUUUCUUGAAGUAGAUAAUUUUUAAAAUAGAAAAUAUCUAGAAAAAAAUUGAAAACCUAUUUUUUUAUGCGGAAAUCGGUUCUCUUUGUCUGCUUCUUCUCUACAGAAUUUUCGCAAAAGGCAGUUCCUAUGCCGGCAUUCUGCAAAACAAAGCUUCUUGCAUUUUGCAAAUCAGUGCUUUGCAUUUUGCACAGAAGUACUUCGCAUUUUGCACUUUUUUUCGUCUGUACAAAAGUGAGCCCAAUAAGAAAUGCAAAAUGCGAGGAUCUUCUGGGCAAAAUGCAGAGCUCUGAUUUGCAGAAUGCAUGCAACUUUUUUUGCAGAAUGCUGGCAUAGGCACUGCACUUUGCACAAUUUAAGUAGAGUUUGGCUGUUUAUUUUCCAAUUUUAAUUUUCCCUUUGCCGAUAGGAGAAAAAUUCGAGUAAAAAACAAUCCUAACACUUUACCGAUCGACUUCAAAACGAUUUUCAUUUUGUUUGACAAUAAAAACAUAAGCCUAAACAAUACCGACCUUCUGGAUCUUUCGUUGGAGCACAUCCAUAACCUUCGUUCAGUAGUACCAUCAGUAUUGAAAUUUUGAGUACCCAGAGCGAAUGCAUAACUUGAAAAGGUUUUGAAGUACAAGUUCAAUGAGAAACGCAGCAUAUUCAGAAAAAUAAAAACAAAGAAAGGCCUAUUGGCGCACUGAAAUUGCUCCGAAACAGUACAGCUUCCCGCUUGGAGCAACUUUUUUUUUCUCGCAUUUUUGAACCCUUUUCACCGAUUAACAGGCAAUGAGAUUAAUCUCAACAGGAUCGAAAGAAGUGGAUAGGUGUUAGAGAAGAGAAGAAAAGUGACAAACAUGAAGCAAAAUGUAAAAAAAAAAACUGAGUAAUGGCAAAAUUUGAAGUGAAGAAAUUAUGUAAAACGUAAUUUUAGUUUUAUUUUUUGAAGCUGUGAUCAGAAGAAUGAGAAUAAGCAGGCGCCGAUGUCCGCUAAACUUUCUCUCGUUCAUUAGCUUGCAUUUGCGAGAUUCCCUUUGCCCUGCCUUUUCCAACAUUUAAACUCGUUCCAGACAAUCUCAGCCGUGAAUUUUGGCGAAUUUAACCCAAAAUUUACCUAAAAAAGAUAAGAUUAGCCGUUACGAUGACUUUGCCUUUGAGAAGACGGAAAGAUUAUGAACCCACCUCUGGUAAAAUUUCAUUUUUUAUUUCUUAAGGACUUUCCGAAACUUUAUAGCUUUCAUACCUUCCAGCCUCCUGCUUGUUACAUUGAAUACACCUUCCCAGCAUGUUUUUGAGACUAAGCAUGGGAUUGGCGCUCUUUCAUUUUAAAUAUCAUAUUAUGAAAGGAAUAUAAUCGAAUAAUUUCAAGUCAAAAAAAUUUUUCAUGGCGAUUUUUUUUUGCAGAGAGUGAAAUUUUUCAGUUGACUUGUGUGGAUAAUAAGCCGAAUAGUAAUGAAUUUUCCGACUUCGGAGGCUAUUUUGAUAUUUCCCAUUAGAGCUCAGAAUUCAGACUCCUAGAGCUCUGGUGAGCCCCAGAUUGACAGCGAAAGCAGCUAUUCUUCACGAUCAAGGAAUUCACAACAGGAAAGCCUAAUAUAGGCAUCUAAAUACCCUUAAUUGACCCUGAAUUUCGAAGCUUGAAUGAAUUUCAACUUAAUCAUCGAGAAACGAUUAAAUUUCACUGGAAAUAGUUUUUGCAAGACUUUUUUCGAACACCAAGUUCUUUGGCAUUCUGAAACAUCAUUUCACUACAGAGAAGUUAGCUCAAUCUCUGUCUAUUCAGAGCCUAUAUUUAUCUUUAACUCCGAAGUUUGAAUCUAGCUCAACUGUUAUUGAGAAAACGAGUUCAUUCUCAAAAUAAAAACUGUUUCGAACACCAAGAUCAAUCAAUCAAACAACUUUAUUUUCCGCAACAUCGAGAUGGUAUGGCGAUGUUGUACUGAAGGAAAAAGACCACGAGACGGUUUAAGUGAAUCCGAAAGGUUCCGGGAUUCUGAAGUCUUCCUAAAAAGAAAAAUAGGAAGCGUUUAAUCAAUCACUCCCAAAAACAUUAAUCUCUCUUCUCAAAACUGAUUCGACGUCGAUACCGUCCACCAUCAAGGGAAUUUACAACGUCUAGGAGGCGGCACGUGGUGGCUAGGAUGAGAUCAGCCAAGAAAGCACGAGGCAGACGACGUCAGUGGGUCGAAGGCGUCGGUGGGCGGAGAGACCCACCUUUUCAACUUCUUCUUUUUCUUCUUCUUCUUCUUCUCCGUUCCAUCGGGUUCUGAAACCGACCAGACUUGACUCAACUGUUUUUUAGUCUUGAAACUUUUUUUUCUCAUUCCUAUUUUCUCUGACACUUUUCUCAACUGCUGAUCGGCCGAGUUGUGGCUGUUCCUACGGGAUUCGACGCGCCUCUCGAGGCGAAACGCGAAUCGCGUCUUUGACCAACCUGGUUGAGCUCAAGAGUUGCAAAAAGAGGAGUUACUAUGCUCGACUUGACUGAUUUCUUUGCUGGAUGCCUUGGUGGUUCGUUUUUUUUUCCUGUCGAUUUUUUUUGAGUUGGCUUGAAGUUUUCGGAAUUAGUUUGUUGUGAAUAGCUUUUUUUGGUUUGGCUUUAGUUUUGGACUUUUCGAGCUAGCUCUGUUGUAUUGUUUUUCUGGGGGAUAUGGUCAGAUUGGGUUAAUUUCGUGACACUGAUAAAAAUUCAAUUCAGAUUGUUAGGACAUUUUCCUUCUUGGAAAGAGAAUGGCAAUUCUCUUAAAUUUAUGCUGAAAUAACCGAUGAAACUUCUGAGCUUGUGCCAAAGUCUGAAAUCGAGGUAUGAGUAAGUCUAACCGCAAAAAAAAAAAUCAUAAAAUAGUUUCUUUUUCUUUUCCUAUAGACCUUUCAUUUUAAAAUAUUCGGAAAACGGAAAGAUGGCCCCAAUUAUAAUUUGCGGUGUUUCAGGAGCCGCCGGAGUGUUGGCCGGCCACCCGCUGGACACGGUGAAAGUUCGGCUGCAAACUCAGCAGCCCGGCCAGGCCCUGUACCGCGGAACCUUUCACUGUCUCCGAAAGAUUCUCCACCAGGAAGGCUUCCGUGGCCUGUAUAAGGGUUCGUCCAGCUCUUCUUCUUCUUCUUGGGAUAGAAGUCAAGAAAUGGCGAGAAUAGGACAACCAGAGGUGCAGUUACAUAAAAAAAUUCAAACUAGGGAAUUGGGGAAGAAUUUUUUUGGUUUAAGGUUUUUUUUUAUCCUCAUUUUCGAGAAGUUUAAGGUUAGUGUUUUAAUUGAGUUUUUGAGUAAGGUCAUAAAAGAGAAGAGACAGAUUAUGUCAAAAUUUUAAUAGAGAAAAUUUUUAGCUUUUUGAAAUUUCCUUCUCAAAGUGCUGCAGAGACAAGCCGAAAGUCGUACAACAAAAACGUUUUCUGUUAACUUUUUAAAAAAAGAAAGGGGCUCGUAUUGUUAGAGUCUCGGAAAAAAAGCUGCUUUGGAAAACCUGGAAAAAAAUUUUUGAUUCUCUCUUUAGGAAUUAUUUCUGAGAAGAUUCGAGCUAAGAACUAAAUAAAUAGAUUUAUUGACAGAUCAGUGUGAGCUAUGACUAGUUCUUGAAAAAUGAAAAAAUCUUGAAAACUUUUUUUUUCCGUUUUAACUUCACCUGAUUCGAGAUUUUUUUAAAUAUCGCUCAAUAAUUUCCGGGGUUUCUAACGCCCUUUUCAACUCUAUGUCUCUAUCAAAAGCAUAAUUUACAGUUUCAUAACAUAGAUCAGUGACCAUUACAACACGUGUCUGUUUUUUAUUGUUUGACGAGAUCACGAAUCAUGAUUUUCGAUGGCGUUUUGUACGGGAAGAAAAAAAAAAGCGAAGUUCAUUCUGCAUAACAAUGGUUUCUGGUGUUGUCUUAUCAUCGAGAAGCUUGUUUUUCUGUUUUCUCUGAGAUUUUCGAAGAAAAAUAGGUUUUUUGGACGUCUAAAACGGUCUGUGUUUAGUUAUGUAUCUUGGUGUUUUUUGGAGAUUGGGUACUGAUUUUUUGUUCGACUGUUACAUUUAUUUUUAAGAAGGUGGGAUUUCCGAUGGCGAUAAGUUUUGAAUUGAGUCUAAAACUAUAUAUUUUUAAUUUGAAACAAACAAUAAGUGGUUUUUUUUAUACAAAUUCAAUUUCCAAAAAUUCAGCUUUUGAGUUUUUGAACCUUGUAAUUCAUUCGGUGUCAGUUAAGCAGGGAAAAAAUUCAACAAUUCUGAAGCGAAUACCCCUCAAAAAAAGGUUUAGGCCUCGAUUUUUUUAAAUCGCCCAUAAAACCUUUUUUUAUACUUCUAUCCCAGCUUGUUGAAAGAAAAUACAUUUUUUUUUCAAGUUCAACCAGUUAUCUUUAAACUUUGUAGUUCUAGUUUUAAACACAUAUUCAUUCGACGUAUUGUGAUUCAUAUGGGUGGUGUUGGCGUCAGUUAGAACAUAAGAAGAAGAAGAAUUGGAGGAAAAAAAAGUCGAUGAUCAGUCAGUGCGUGUGAUUGAGACGACCGAAUUGAUUUACGACGGGAGAGGAAGGAAGGAGAAUCGCUCCUUGUAUGGGGAAUGAGAAUAAGCGACGUCGUUGGCGUGUUUGUCGUCGACACGGCUGUUGAUUCACUUGGUUGAGAUCCCGAAAUCUGAUUGUCGAAUUUUUGAUGGAUAUUUGUCGAGUUUAGUGGUGUGGAAGACGGUCAAGAAUGGACUUGUGGUCAUAUUUUUCCAUUCAGAGAGUAGAUUUUGGCCUUUUUAUCGUAAGACUUGAUUUAUCCAUUCGAAUAGGCUUGUAGUGGUUUCUGAAGAAGAAUAGACAAGUUGAUAAAGUUGACGUCCCUGAAAGCCUAAGCAAGCAACUGCUGAGACUCUGUAAUAAUUUAGAGUGUCGUCAGAAAGAUACGAAAAAAAAUGGGUUUUGGUCAUAAUUUUCUUGUAAUGAAUUGAAUCUUUCUGAAACUUUCUUGAGUUGUAUUGACUGUUAUUUUUACCACUCUGAUGAAGUUCAGUUCACAGAAAAGACAAUGCAGCCUCAGAAACUUUCAGGAAGAUUGGAUUCCUUACAAGAAAGUGUGACCAAAAUACUGUAUGUAGUCAGAAUGUCACUUUUACAAUAUUAUCAUGGAGAAAGUUAUAGUCAACGGUAAAUGAAAUCAACUGGAAGGUCUUUUUUGAUUUUGAGCUCUAGAAUGAGAUUAUGUAUUGGAAAGGUUAUGAGUAAAAUGUGAGCUUCAGAAAUUCGUUCAAUCUUCAUUGCAAAAACAAAAAAUAAACUUAAUCCAAUGAUGGACUUUUAGGUCUCUCCUCGCCGCUGGCUUCCCUCUCGGCCAUUAACGCCAUCGUGUUUGGCGUCCACGGGUCGACUUCUAGGGAAUUCGCCAAUCCGAACUCUUUGAAGGCUCAUUUUUGUGCUGGAGCCGCUGCUGGCCUCGCUCAGAGCAUUAUUGGUUAGUUUUGAGCCUGAAAACUUCUAGAAUAAAAAGAAAAAAUGGAUUUUUAAGUGAUAUAUUUCGAUUUGUCUAGAUCUCAAGUCUCUUUGAGUCGUGUAUCUAUGGGUUUUUUUUGCAAAUUGAAGAAAAUUCAUUUUUUUUUCUACAUAAGGCUGCAGCCUUAGAGUACCAAAUAUAAAGAGGAAAACUAAAAAACUCAGCAAUUUGGGCUUGAACUCAUUGAAAUCAGUUUAUAAACAUUUUAUUAUCUGUUUUGAUUUCACUUUCCAGCCACGCCAACGGAGAGGAUAAAGCUCCUUCUGCAGAUCCAGAACGACUCGGCCCAUACAAAGUUCCGCGGACCCGUCCAUGCCAUUAGGGAACUCGCCAGAACCCAGGGAAUAUCGACAUUUUCUCGGUAAUUUUUUGAAUCUUCAAUGAAAAAAGAGAUCCCACGGAAAUCAUAUAAAAAAAAUUUAAGUCAAAAAUUUUCUUUUUUUUUUCUUUUUUGAAUGAGUGCAAUGUGGAUAGUUCGAAAUUCUUCGAAAAUGAUGAAAAGUUAUGAAAAAAAUCCGAAGAUUGAGAGGUUCUUGAGGCUUUUCUCUCGAAAAGUUUUCGGGAAGUUGAACUUUUGCAAAAUAAAGUUUUUCAUCAACCUUGAGCUGAAGAAUGUGAAUUUUAAAACUCAAAAUUGAUACUUUAGACAUAAAAAAAAGUUUAUUCGGAAUGUGGUUAUUCUGAUUUCUGAAAUCUUUUUUUCUGAACUUCUUUUUGUUAUGACUCUUUUUUUUUUUGAAUCUAGAUGCUCUUUGAUGUACCAAAUGCAGAUCUUGAAGUUUUCGAACUUCAUAAUUUCGAAUUUGUCAAAAAAUAAGCCCUCAAAAUCGAAGAGAACCAUCGAAAGCCGGUAAAAUAGACCGUUUUGAGACUUUUUUUUUAUCGAAAAACAGAAAAUAGCGCAGGUUGAGACUCUCAGGGUCUGCAUCUGAGAUAUCAAGAACUAUUCUGGUCGAUGUUCAAAAAUUUACAAGACAUAACUUUUCCUUUCUAGAAGAAUUCUUUUUUUUCUUCAAAUUUUCUUAUUACUCGCACACGAUCGUAAAUUUUCUUCUUUUUUAUUAUAAGAUUCUUUUUUCUUUCAUUCCAAUCGACAUCACGCGAUACCGUUCUCCCGAUUUAUAAUACAUUGAUAGCAAAUGUUGCCAAAUUGCUGGCCUCGCCAAAAUAUUUGAGAGAGAAAAUCGUUUCUGAUUAAUUGGUUCAAAACUUUUGGGUUCUCUCUGGAACCUCUUUGUAGUUCGUGUUGUAUCUCUGUCUGAUCGGCAAACCGAAAAGACUUUUGAUGGUCGCCUGAUUGUUGAGAUAGUUGGAACUGGGAUUGAUGUUCAUUUGACGUUGAAUUGGCCAACUAUUGCAAAGCGUUACGCAAUGUGGUCGGGAAUUCUGCAGGAAAUUUUUGGAGGUUCUGAUGGUUUUGGUACUGGAGAAACAGAAACCUUUCAACAAAAUCUUUUUUUUUGGAAUAUUUCAUGGUUCUUACGGUAUUCUUACAUGUUAUAUGGUUCUUUCUUCUAAAACUAACUCCAGGAAAAAUUCGAGAAGUUUUUCUAAACAUAGUUUCAAGUUUCAAGUUUCUUGCUAGAGAUGACUAAGAGAAUAUUUGGUUUGUUAUAGAACUUCCCAGGAAAUUUAGGGAAAACCACUAAAAAUGAAUGAUUUUUGAAAGUUUCCACUUUUCUGCAGUUAAUUUCGGGUCAAGUCAAUCAAUGAUGGAGACCUUGAACGGUUAAGACAUCUUACGCAAUCUAAUAGAAGUUUUACAGUGUUUUCCAAGGGUUUAGCAGUGAAAAAUCGUUUUCAAAAAAUAUUGCUAUAUUCUAAACAUUGAAAUUAUUCACUUUUGGAGGAUCGAAAAAAUACUUGUUUAGAAGGCAAUGCUAAAUUUUGGUAGUAGCUUUGAUUUUUGAAAUGAUUGCAGAGGCUUCUUGGCGACAGUCGCAAGAGAUGGCCCUGCUUUCGGAAUCUACUUCGCGUCGUACGAAUGGAUGGCGCGGUCGAUGAGCGUCGACGGCCGAAUGGAGUCGUUGACCAGCGCCCAGUUGCUCCUUGCUGGAG